ACCAUUUAUGCCAAUAGCUGGAUUUUGGCAUCUUUUAGGCCUAUCAAAGAGCGUCGGCUUCUUUAACCUUAAUAAACAAGGUUAAAAGGAAAAAACUUGGAGAGAGAUUUAAAUAAUUCUGGGUACAAUGUUUCCUUUACACCAAAGCAAUGAGCUGGUCUUCAAAGUCUUCUCUGAUCCCCACCACCAGCACAAAAUCUCUCAAGAUCUGAUCAUGGGUCAAGCUUCACUGGAUGGCAGUAAUUUUAACACCUCCAAGUCCUUGGGGAAAGGCCUGCGCCGAAAAUUAUGUGAUAACUUGGAUAAGAACUUUGUCAAUUGUAAUGAUAACAAGAAACAGAAGAUGAUGCAUAGGGAAAUUGAGAGGCAAAGAAGGCAAGAAAUGGCUACGCUUUACGUGGCCCUUAGAUCCUUUCUCCCACUUGAAUUUAUCAAGGGAAAGCGCUCCAUAUCUGACCACAUAAAUGAGGCUGCGAAUUACAUCAAACACUUAGAGAAGAAGAUCAAAGAGCUGAGUUCUGCAAGAGAUGUGCUAAAAGAGUUUUCCAAUUUGUCUACUACUGAUCAAGGGAGUACUUCUCAACCGAGUUGUUUCACGAUCCACCCAUGCUGUGGUGGAGUUGAAAUUGUGAUCUCCAGUGGCUUCAGAGAGGAAAGUUUUCCUCUUUCAAAGGUUUUAGAGCUUCUUCUAGAGGAAGGACUUACUGUUCUAAACUGUACAUCCUCCAAAGUCAAUGAAAGGUUUCUCCACACUGUCCAGUGUGAGGUGAGCGAUUCAACAUGCCUUGAUCUAUCUGGGAUGCAAAAGAAACUAACCGAAGUGAUUCCAUCAAUGAACUGUCUAUCCCCAUAGAAUUGAAUUGAAUAGAGAGUCCCUACUCUACUGCCAAUUUGGUAUCUGAGUACUCAACUUGGUUAUGACUCUUUGUAUAUAUAAGCAUAUUAACCCCUCCAAGUUCAUUGAUUUUGUUCUUGCAUCGCUCUGGUUUGGGAAAUGACAGUGAUAAAAUCAUUUAAGCCAUUUCAGUUUUCAAAAUGGAAUGCGCACCCUUAUUUGCGGAA
Molecule: messenger RNA, 1062 nt
Organism: Quercus robur (English oak)
Lineage: Eukaryota; Viridiplantae; Streptophyta; Magnoliopsida; Fagales; Fagaceae
Product: transcription factor bHLH36-like
Exons: 3
Coding region: 128-853 (241 amino acids)
Biological process (GO): regulation of transcription by RNA polymerase II
Cellular component (GO): RNA polymerase II transcription regulator complex
Molecular function (GO): RNA polymerase II transcription regulatory region sequence-specific DNA binding; protein dimerization activity; DNA-binding transcription factor activity, RNA polymerase II-specific
Source: RefSeq, a predicted model, not a curated record